UCAUAAUGAAUUCUCCCUAAUUGGUCAAACAUCCAGCAUAAUCAUCGUCAAAUAUUAAGGAUUGGUUUCUCUUUUUUUCUUGUUCUUCAAUCAUUACAAUAAUAAUCUCUCAAAUGGAUGUUUCAAAAGUUGAAAAAUCCUUUAAAAAAAGACAAACAGAACAUGGAUCUGGUAAUAUAAAUAGCUAACGAUUGAUCAACUCUUUUUUUUUGUACUAUUUCCAAUGUGAAUAACGAUGAAUGUGGAUGAUCUCUGAUUUUUGUUUAUCAUUCGACGAAUAAUCGAUUCAUAAUAAUCCUCACUAUUCCUGAUCUCUACAUUGAUUUUUGUUUUUCUAUUAUUCUUCGGGUUCAUCGAUUUGAUAUUUGUUACGUUUUGGCAAUCUUUUUCGUCGAUCUUGUCAUUUUUCAUCUAAUUUUAUAUCAAAUCAAUCAUACAAAAAUGAUUCAAUCUUCUUUUACGAUCAUAUUGAUCAGUUUAUUUGCCAUUGCUCCAACUGUUUUGUGCCAAAGACCACCGCAAUUUUCAUUCAAUCCAUCAUCAUCAAAUCAGCCAUCAUCGUUGCCAUAUCAGCCAACGGCAGCUGCACCAGUACCACAACAACAACAACCACCACGAGCCAUAUUGAAUCAGAAUAGUUUUCAACCAUCUAAUCCGAAUAUUCAUCUUGGUGGUGGAUCAUCUUUUCAAUGUCUCGACGAUUUUGGAUUUUAUCCACAUUUGAAAAGUUGUGACAAAUAUUGGGCAUGUGAUAACGGCACGGCUACAUUGAAAACCUGUGGUAAUGGUUUAGUAUUUGAUGAUUCUGAUACGAGACGUGAAAAUUGUGCCUAUCCAUUUUCUGUCGAUUGUGGUGAACGAUCUGAUCUAGAACCACCAAUCAGUACGCCACACUGUCCAAGAUUAUAUGGCAUUUUCCCUGAUCCAUCAAAUUGUCGAAUUUUCUAUUCGUGUUGGAAUGGAGAAGCUUCCCGUUAUGAAUGUCCACCAGGCCUAGCCUAUGAUGAUGAUCAACGUGUAUGUGUUUGGGCUGAUCACGUCGAUCGCUGUGAUCAAUCAGAAGUAAGCGAUGGCUUUGUCUGUCCAGAUCCAACUGAGACCGAUCAACCAGGUCAUUAUACUCGACAUGCUCAUCCAACUGAUUGUCGUAAAUUUUAUGUUUGCAUUGAAGGUGUUGCUCGUCCUUAUGGUUGCAGUCUUGGAACUGUAUUCAACGUCGAUACACUUCAAUGUGAUGAUCCAGAGAAUGUACCUGGAUGUGAAAAAUACUAUGGAGAUUUGGACUCGAAACAAGUGAAAAAGUUGCAACGAAGUUAAUUUUAAAAAAUUUUUCAUUGAUUCCAAAGUAUCGAACCAAUUAACAGGAUAAUUAUGAUGCCCCAUUACUGCUGCUGAUCAUUUUUUCAUUUUUUUUCAUCACAUCUGACUAUCAAUCGACAACAUAUUCUACACACACACACACACACAUACACAGACAAUCAUCACAGAGCACAGAAUAUUUUCAGAGGAAAUAUUUCGACAGAUAAAACAAACAAGUCACUGUUUAAUUUUUGGAAUUUGAAAAAAAAUUUUCACAUUUGACUUGAUCAUGUAGACCAGAAUUGUCUUUAUUGGAAUGAAUCGGUCAAUGUUUGUCCCAUCAUUAUCAUCAUUCAUUCGUUACUUUUUUUUAUCAAUUUCAUCAUCAAUUUUUUUUUCUCC
Molecule: messenger RNA, 1701 nt
Organism: Dermatophagoides farinae (American house dust mite)
Lineage: Eukaryota; Metazoa; Arthropoda; Arachnida; Sarcoptiformes; Pyroglyphidae
Product: protein obstructor-E
Cellular component (GO): extracellular region
Molecular function (GO): chitin binding
Source: RefSeq, a predicted model, not a curated record